This is a messenger RNA of Meloidogyne enterolobii, 501 nucleotides long. The record is from the annotation of a GenBank genome assembly. NCBI's taxonomy places the organism in Eukaryota, Metazoa, Nematoda, Chromadorea, Rhabditida, Meloidogynidae.
UUAAUGAUAAGGUUUUCUUAUUUAUGGAUUAUUACUUUUAAUUUUUUAAAGAUUAUUUUAUUACGUUAUGCAUAUGCGCCUCUUCUAAUUUUUGAAUUUGCUUUGGGGACUUUGAUUUCAUCCAAUGAAGAAUAUAAGGCACAAUAUGUUGGUUUUUCAAGUUUUCUUUGCUUACCACUUGAAGAAAGAUUUGAAAUUCCCAAAAAUAGUUUCUUAACCAAAGAAGUUGUUGAGAAAGUUACAAUCAAAUUGGUUCGUUUUCUUGGCAACUUAGAGCUCAACAAAGAAGAAUUUGUUUUAUUUAAAUUAUUCUUCACUUUUGGACUUUAUUCUGUUGUCUUAAAUGAUGUUGAACGUGAAAAGUUGUCCGACAACGGGGAAAUAUUUGUUGAAAAAUUUUAUGAUUGUGCCAUUAAUUUAAUGCAUAAUUAUUCUUCUACAAAAGCUCUGAAAUUUUUUACAAAAUUUCAACCCGAAUUAUUGGUAUUACUUUUUUUAUAA